UCGAAGCUAUUACCGCAUUCAGUUUUUUUUUCAGUUUUCAAGAAAGUAAAAAAAAAAGAUAAUGGCGCAAGUUCCUGACAAUGAUGAUAACAGUGAAGAGACGCAUCCCAGGUUCCAGACGGCGUUGUACGUAGGGGAUCUUGACGAGACCAUCGACGAGACCCAGCUCUUUAAUAUCUUUAAUGAUGUUGCCAAAGUCCAUUCCGUUCGAAUUUGCCGCGACUAUGCAACUAGGAAGUCCCUUGGUUACGCCUACGUGAAUCACACUACCCGUUCUAAUGCCGAUCAAGCAAUAAAAGAGCUAAAUUUCAUGCCGGUGAAUGGCAAAACCAUUAGGGUAACGUAUGCUAAUCGGGACUCCAGUGUUCGUAAGAGUGGUAAAGCUAACCUUUAUAUAAAGAAUUUGGCUCCAUCAGUCCAUCACAGGGCUCUAUUCAAUCACUUUACGUCUUAUGGGAACAUUCUAUCUUGCACGGUUGCAACGGAUGAUUCUGGCCAGUCUAAAGGUAUUGGUUUUGUUCAGUUUGAGAGCGAAGCAUCUGCAAAAGAAGCGAUUGAAAAGUUAAACGGCUCGCUGCUCAACGGAAAAAAGAUCUAUGUGUGUCCUUUCGUGUCAAAGCAGGACCUAGUGCAUGAAUCUAGUGACACAAAUUUUACAAAUGUUUAUGUUAAAAACCUGUCAAACACAAUAACGGAUGCUGAGUUGCAGAAUAUUUUCGGAGGAUAUGGUGAUAUUACUAGUGCUGUAGUGAUGAAAUAUGCAAAUGGUAGAUCAAAAGGUUUUGGAUUUGUGAAUUUUGCAAAUGCAGACGAUGCGGCUAGAGCUCGGGACGGUCUUGAUGGACAGACUUUUGAUGGUAAGACUUGGUGUGUUAGAAGAGCCCAGACAAAAACUGAAAGGGAGCGUGGACUGACAGAGCUAUAUGACCAGAAUAGGGGGAUUUUCUCUCCUAGGCAAGGUAGAAACUUGUAUAUAAAGAACUUGGACGAUAGUAUUGAUGAUAACAUACUUAAGGAAGUUUUCUCCGAGUUUGGUGUAAUAACCUCAGCCAAGGUUAUGAAAUAUGCAAAUGGAGUAAGUAAAGGAUCUGGAUUUGUUGCAUACUCAAAUGGGGAGGCAGCAAAUCUGGCUAUUGAGUCGAUGAAUGGUCGACUAGUUGCUGGCAAACCUCUGUAUGUUGCCCUUGCACAGAAAAGGGAAGAGAGAAGAGCAAUGUUAGAGGCAUACUUUUCACAAAAUACCCAAACACAUCCAACUUUAAUAUCACAAGAAGAACUUGAUUACCACCUGCAGAAUCUUCCUCACUUAGAGAUGGCAACUGGUCCUCCAUUUCCAUUUCCAAUCUUAAUGCCUCAGCGCGGACUCCCGCUGCCACUAGGACACCGACCACCAGGUCUUGGGCAACCGCUUGUGUGGCACCAGCAGAUGAUUCCAAGGGGAAAUUUUUAUCAAGGUCCUCGUCACCCCAACGUGCAAAAUAGAGCAAUGGUCCCCUUUAACCUUGGUCAGCCAGCGCCACCUCGGACCUUGGCAUCAGUCGUUGCCAGUGUUCCUCCUGCAGAACAGAGGAUUGUGCUUGGUGAAACUUUAUUCCCGUUAGUAGAAAGGCUGGUGUAUAAUGCAGCACCAAAGGUUACUGGUAUGCUUUUAGAGCUGGACCAGGCUGAGGUUAUACAUAUGAUUGAGUCAGCAGAUGCUUUGGAGGAAAAAGUUGCGGCGGCCAUGGUUGUAUUGAGACGAGAGGAAGAAGAGCGAUAUAUCAGGCAAGCCGAGCAACUCGCUUCUCUCUCUUUCAACGAACGCUCUUAG
Messenger RNA from Vigna radiata var. radiata (mung bean), 1810 nucleotides. RefSeq names its product polyadenylate-binding protein 2-like. The transcript is spliced from 9 exons. NCBI's taxonomy places the organism in Eukaryota, Viridiplantae, Streptophyta, Magnoliopsida, Fabales, Fabaceae. Gene Ontology annotation, molecular function: RNA binding. Gene Ontology annotation, cellular component: ribonucleoprotein complex. The coding region runs from base 62 to 1810 and encodes 582 amino acids. The record is from RefSeq and is a predicted model, not a curated record.